CAGGGGGACAACCUAAUUCAGGGAGCAAUUCACCGGAUGAAGUCUGAUGGGGAAGUAUGGGGACAACUCCUUGGUCACUACUUGCAUGAAGGUCUGUGAGAUUUAGGUGCUUAACUGGGGUCUGGAAGAAAAAUCUGUUCUCUUCAUUAUCAAAUAGCAGACAAAAUAUAAAUCAGCUACUGCAACUUGUAUUUCAGAAAGGUUCAGAAGAUUUGGAUGCCUUGUUCUUUUACAUUCAGCAGUCAUUAAUUCACCUUUACCCCUCCUUUUCUUUACCUUGGGACCCACCUGUCCCUGUUCAGACCUGCAACACCUUUCAGGCAUUCCAUGUCAACACUUGUGAGGUCAUCAAGGUUAACACCUGCGGGUUAUGCCCCUUGUUCUCCUGGAGACAAGGUGUGUGAGACACCAGUCAGUGUCCAGCAGCUGCAGCCGGUUCUCUGCUCCCUCCCUUCUAACUUCUUUUCUCCACAGCAGCAAGAUGUCAGAGGUAGAAAACACUUUCCGCAAGUUUGCGACAUACGGUGACGCAGCUGCCAGUGGCAAUAGCAUGACAGGGAAGAACUUCUCCAAGAUGUGAGAGUGUGGGGUGAUGGAUGGGAAAGCCGUGACCAGCACUGACAUUGACAUCGUAUUCAACAAAGUCAAGGCCAAGGGUGCUCGCACCAUCACCUUUGCUGAGUUCCAGCAGGCCAUGAAGGAGCUCUGUGUGAAGCACUUCAAGAACAAAUCACCAGAGCAAGCGCUGCAGGCUGUGUAUGGCCUCACUGAGGGGAAGGAGCCCAGCCACAUGGUCACCACGAAAGCCACUGAGGCUGGCGGCAUAGAGAGGCUGACAGACACGAGCAAAUACACUGGGACCCACAAAGAGCGUUUUGAUGAGAGUGGCAAAGGAAAGGGUCUUGCUGGCCAAGAGGAUCUGACAGACAACAGCAGCUGUGUUGGAGCCUACAAGGGGGCUGGAACCUAUGACAAGACACACUAGGACUGGAAUUACUUAAGGAAAUAAGGACUUUCCCUCUAUAACAUGGGAGAAGAAGCAAAUAAAUAUCUCAUACAAGCAG
This is a messenger RNA of Pezoporus flaviventris, 1064 nucleotides long. RefSeq names its product tubulin polymerization-promoting protein family member 2-like. NCBI's taxonomy places the organism in Eukaryota, Metazoa, Chordata, Aves, Psittaciformes, Psittacidae. The record is from RefSeq and is a predicted model, not a curated record. Gene Ontology annotation, molecular function: tubulin binding. Gene Ontology annotation, biological process: positive regulation of protein polymerization; microtubule bundle formation; microtubule polymerization. Gene Ontology annotation, cellular component: microtubule.